GCCUGACGCUGAUUGGACGGUUUGCAGAGAACGGAAGUGAAACCGCGUUGCGACACACUUCUGUCAGAGAAGUUGUCCGUCUGUAAUGUGACAGGAGAGUAAGUUCAGGAGGACGACACACAGACACAAACAGACAGACAGACAGACAGACAGGAGUGUGAACUUUUACAGUCGACAUGUAUUGUUUGGAGGAGAACACUGUUGUGUUUGAGGAACAUAAACCUCAAACAGGAAGAGACACGGACCAUAUUUGGCCGAAGGACGCGCUGCAAAACAAGGCCUCUGCGACGUGGCACAGCGAUGAGUCUGUUGACUUGAUUCUCAGUGGCGUCUCCAUGUCUCCUGAUCAGGACGGGAAGAGGCCGAUCAGAAGAGUGCGGAGUCCUUCCAGACCGAGGGCGAGGGGGUCCAGUUCUUACAAACCAAAGUUUGAAGGGCACUUCUACAAACAGUGUUACACAAAGAACGAACAUCCCUCAUACAAACCGGGCUCCGGAAGCCAGAGGUACCACCACUCCAGUUCGCAGGCUUUCCUGGACCGGAGACGUCACUUCCACCCUAAACCUCACCACAGCAUCCUGAGGGACAGGGAGCGAGAGAAGGAGAAGAAGUGGCAAGAGUGGCGAGAAAUUCCUGAUGAAAUUUCACCGCAGAAAAAAGACAACACUACCAGACCGUUACCCAGAUCCAACUCCAGCAGAGACAAGGACAUGCAGUUCACUGUAAGUGCAGCAGCACUCUUCUCUUCUCAUCAAAAACAACGACAAAAAAAGAAUGUUGAAGAAUAUACUAAAAAAAGCCUGUCCAUUUCUCAAAAAUUACCCAAUACCAUGUUUCCUCUCAAAAUAUCAAAGCGAUACGAGGCGGCAUAGUCUGAAAGCUCUCAUAUGUUUUUAUAAGAGUUUUUUUUUUACAGAAUAUGAAAUGGAAAACAUUUGAAAACAACAGUCAGGGGAACGAAAUGUCAGUUUUAGCUGCAGCAGCUGGUGAAAAUAUCAAAAGACAAAUGUUCAGCAGCUAUUUUAAAAUCAAUUCAGUUGUUUCACGCAGGAACUCAAACCUAAAAAAAAAACAGUUUGAGUUCAAAAUAUACAGCCUAGAGGCACAUCAGACCAUCUGGUUUAAGUAGCAGCAGAGGGCCCUCUGAUAGCUGUGGAUCCAUUUUGAAUACGCUCAUGUCCCAUCAUAACAGUAUCAUAGUGAUGUUAUGUUUUUUUGCUGUGAAAAUGCUAAAGUGACGCAAGUUAAAGCAACGCGAGCUAAAGCGACGCAAGCUAAACAAAUAAAAAUUACAACAUUUUCAAAAAUAAAACAAAAUGGGCAAAAGUUUAGGAAUCAUAUAUUUGUCAAAAUUCAUCGGACUUCAAUGGAAUUUGGUAUGUGUAUGCAGAAUCAGACACUCUGAGACAAUUGGCGGCAAUUUAAAUUUACCAUGGCUCAGUCCAAUUUAACAAGUUCAGAUGUGUAUAUCUCAGUGACAUCGUAACAGAUCAAGAUGAAUUAUAAGGUAACUGGAUCCAGUAUAUCAAAAUGAAAAUGUAAUAAUCUCAGGUGCCGCAUGUAAAACGCAGACCUUCUAACUGCAUCGAACUAUAGAUUUCCCCCCCAAACUUCUACUUUUACCCCAAAACAUCAUUAAAUUCCAGUCAUGUCCUGCGUGAUGCCGCCUGCAUCACAUACAAAAUCCUCCACCUCACUUACAAAUCCCUCCAGGCUCUGGCUCUUCAAUACUCAUCUGACCUCAGAUCAGUCCUCUGCACCAGCCCAUGGGUCUGUGGUGACAGGGCAUCAGGGUGGCAGCCUGCAUCCAUU
Solea senegalensis (Senegalese sole) is the source of this 1812-nucleotide messenger RNA. RefSeq lists its product as uncharacterized. Bases 177 to 872 code for a protein of 231 amino acids. NCBI's taxonomy places the organism in Eukaryota, Metazoa, Chordata, Actinopteri, Pleuronectiformes, Soleidae. The record is from RefSeq and is a predicted model, not a curated record. The transcript is spliced from 5 exons.